CAGCAGCCGAUGCAGCUGCAGCAGCAGCUGCAGGUGCACAAGCAGCAGCAGCCGCAGCUGUCGGAAGCUCAGCCGCACGUGCCGGCCAGCCUGGCCGCCAAACAGUUCCUCGAGCACAGCGUCGAGGCCUGGAUAAACCCCAGAAUAUACGCCAAGGUGGACGCAGAGGCGGUGCGUUCUCUGGGCGACUACCGGCGCGCCCCUGGCGGCGGCAGGCCGCACCACCACGGACAACAGCCGGCCACCGCCGCCUCCACCAACGGCGCCAGGCACGCCACCGCCAACGGCAACAACAACACGGCCAACAAUAACAACAAUAACAACAACCGGCGCCAGCACCACGACAACGUGCAGAUGGUGGCUGCCGACGAGGAGCAGUCGUCGCGCGGGCAGAGGAGGCGGCCGUCGCUGGAGGCGUCGGGUGGUGCCAGCGUGUACACGUGCAACUCCUCGCAGGCGUCCGCCGCGGCGGCCUUCUUCGCCAGGGCGGCGCAGCGGCUGUCGCAUUCGCGCUACUCGCACCACCACGGCCACCACCACCAGCAACAGCAGCACCAGCUGCAGCAGCAGCUACAGCAGUUCCAUCAGCAGCAGCUGCAGCAGCAGCAGCAACAACAACAACAGCAACAGCAGCAGACGGCGGCCACCAGCUUCUACGAGGCGCUCCGACGGUCCCCACCACCACUUCCAGCCGCGCUACUGCGCAGGCUCGGGGCCAAAGAGGCCCCAGCUGUCGGGAAGGUGAAGGUGCUGCUGCGGGUGCGAGGCGCGACAGUGGACGCGGCGGAGCCUGGGGGCGGCGUGGGAGGAGGCGGCGAGGCGGCCAGCGGGCAGGAGGGGUCCGCGUCUGCGUCCAUCCUGGCGGUGGACCGGCGCAAGAAGCAGGUGGCGCUGCACAACCCGGGCGCGACCGCGCUCGCCGGGGGCGUCACGCCAGGGGGGCAGCAGCCGCCGGACGACCGACGGCCCGGCGUCUCGGCGCCCAAGAUGUUCGCCUUCGACGGCAUCUACUGCGACGAUGACAGCCAGAGCGAGGUGUGCUCCUGCGCCCUGACGGACGUGCUGCACGCUGUCAUCAGCGGCUCGGAUGGCUGCGUCUUCUGCUUCGGGCAUUCCGGACUCGGCAAGUCGCGCACGAUGGUGGGCAGCCCGGAGGACGCGCCCUCGCUGGGCGUCAUCCCCUGCGCCAUCUCGUGGCUGUUCCGCGCCAUCGCCGAGCAGAAGCAGCGAAGCGGCGCCCGGUUCUCCGUACGGGUGUCGGCCCUGCAGCUGCACGACGACCGCGUCGCCGACCUGCUCGCCUCGCACGACACCUCGGACGUGGACCAGGCCCCCGGCGUGCUCCUUAGCGACGACCCAGAGACCAGCGAGCUGCGGGUUCCCAGUGCAGAGCGCGCCGCCUUCUACCUGGACGAGGCGCUGGCCGAGCGCACGCCGGGCGCCCUCAUGCUGUUCCGUCUGCACCUCUACCAGUACCGCGUCGCAUCCAGGGGUCAAGCAGUGGUCGGAGGUCGCAGCAGGCUCCACCUGAUCGACGUGGGCGGCGGUGACCGAUCCAAGGCGGGCGCCGGGCUGUCGGGUUUCGGCAACAUCCUGCUCGCCAUCCUCAACAGGCAGAAGCAUCUACCUCUCAGGGAGCACCGGCUGACGCAGCUGCUGCGCGAGUGCCUGGGGUCGCUGACGUGCCACGCGGCCAUGUUGGUGCACGUGUCUGCCCGUGCACACCACUACAGCGACACGCUGGCCACGCUGCAGCUGGCGGCGCGCAUUCACCGGCUGCGCCACCGCGCCAACAAGUACGGCGGCCCGCGGUCGGGCAUCUCGUGGGAGGUGUCUGCGCGCCUGCAGGAGCGCGUGGCGGGCCACUCGACGGGCAGCAGCGAGCUGGAGCCGUCGAGCAGCGAGCAGUCGGCCGACACCGUCAUCUACCUGGGCAGCAGCAGCGGCUGCGCGGCCGACGACAGCGCCACGGACGGCGAGCACCCGCCGCUCUACCGCACCGCAGCCGCAGGCGCGAGGUCUUCCCCGACGAGAACUGCAAAGGCGGCGGCGGUGAACGGGCAGGGCAGCUUGUCGCCGCCACCAGCAGAUGGCUCUGCCGCCAAGGGCAGCCCGCAGCACCAGGCCAAGGGGUCGCCUACCCGCGCCGUACACCACCAGCGGCCGGCCAGGGGCGCCGCCGAGGACUCUCGCAGCCCGCCACAGGCGGCAGACGCGAGCCCGCAGCACAGAGCGCCGCCGCUGCAGCAGCAGCUGCGCGCGCAGCGCCUCGCCGGCGCCUUCCCCGCGGGCUUCCUCAAGGCGGCCGCGGCGGCCGCAGCUGCGGCAGCCGCAGCGGCGCACGACGAGCGCUGGAUCGACGGCCCGCGCGUCUCCAGGAGCAGGGUCGCCAGCGACGCCAAGUUCAUCGCCGGCAAGAGGGAGACCUGGAUCGACGGACCGCUCAAGGUGGAGGACGUGACGCAGCCGCAGCCGCAGGUGCUGAUGAACGGCUACAAGAGCCACGGCGGCGGCGCCCCGGCGACCUACGGCUACAUGGACACGCACAAGCAGAGCAUGAUCAAGCGCUGGGUGGAGAACCAGACGCUGCAGGCGCAGCGCCAGCUGCUGCUGCAGCAGCGGCCUCCGGCCACGGGCGCCGGCGCCGACGAGGACACGGGAGCCGAGGCCGACGACGACGCGGCCACGCUGACGAGCACCAGCUUCGUCAGCGACGAGGGCAGCGAGCCGCCGCCGCCGGCGCCCGCCGCCGAGCACCUGUUCAGCGCGCUCGUCUCCGGCCUCGCCACCGCCGGCGGCAAGGCCGCCGUCCUGCUUGACGAAGAGGAACUCAAGAUCGACUGCAGGGAGGUCGAGGGCAUGGAGGAGACCAGCACCGAGGACGACUGCCGUAACCUCUAUAACGACUCGCUGAACAAAGAGUUGUCGCUGGACAUUCGGCUCCAUUCCCUGCAUGAAGCUGAACACCAAAUGGAGCUGAUAACAAGUGAUCAGGACGAAGAGGUGAUUGAAGUUGAAGAACCAGCAGAGCCUGUGGAGACGCAAGAUUCUUGUUUACAGGUGACGGAAGACGACAUAGCGUACUGUUUGGCGAGGCCCUUCUGUUCGCCUGUGGGAGAAGAGCGGGAAUGCGCUGAGGACCAUCCGCUUCGGAUUCUCAGUGAAGAGAACCUGACUGUGGUGUCAACAUUUACUGACUCGCUGUCGAUUACGACGGAUUUGGAGGCGCAGCGCUUCUGCACGAGUGGCACUGCCUACCAACCGAGCGCGGCGUCUCUGGCGGACUUCCGGACGGAGUCGUCCUCGGUUUUCCGCGGCCAUCUGUUGUACCGCCAGCAGCAGCAGCAGCAGAACCAGCAGCAGCACAGCGGGGGCGGCUCGCCCGCGGACUCGGACGACGAGCGGACGCUGCGCAGGCACCCACUGCCACCGACCGCCGCCGCCGCCGCCGCCGCCGCCUCCGCAGCCCCCGCCGCCGCCUCCUCCACCCCCACGGCGCGGGCGCCCGCGGGGGCGGCGGGUUCUGCGGCGCGCCGGGCGCCCGCCGGGUUCGCGUCUCCGCAGCUGAGCCGGCGGUUGCGACCCACGCCGCGCUGCCGCUCGCUGACAGAUGUCCCCAGCGCGGGCUCCACCGUCUUUGAGGCGCAGCGCAGCAUGCGGCGGUCGGCGAGUCCCCAGCCGUCUCCAGGGCGGCGGCUCCUGCACAGGACCCUGUUGCUGCGAAUGGGCUGCAGCGGAGCUGGCGAAGGCUACGGGGGCGGCAGCGGCUGCGGGGGCGGCAGCGACCUGGCGGCGCUGCGACUCCCGGACGGCGCGUCCAACCCCAACAUCUGCAGGGAGCCGGGAAACGGCGCCUCCGGCUCCGACACGGAGGAGGAGGCGGCAGCGGGGGCGGCGGGGGCGGCCACGCCGGAGGCGGGGGUGGGGGCGGGGGCGGCGGAGAGCGCUCUGACGCUGCACAAGGCGCCCUCCGAGGACGUGGCCUGCUGCAAGGAUAGCUCCGGCUACGGCAGCCUCCCCACCGACGGCUACAGCUCCGCGUCCACACGGCUCUCGGACCUCGAGCUGCGAGCCACCUCGCGCACAGGGUCGUCCGCGGAGGUGCUGCAGUACUGCCGCGAGGACGUGGCGCGGCUGGAGCGCCGCUGGACGGAGGUGCGGGCCGCGCGCGUGCGCCAGCUGCGGUGCGAGCAGGCCAGGCUAUGCCGCGAGCUGGCUGCCGCCAAGGAGAGGCUGCUGCUGCCGCCGCACCGCUGGCGCUACGAGCUUCACGUGGAGGCAAGCAUGGACCAACGUGACCCAGCAUUCGUAGAAGCUCUGGAGAGGGAAACAGACAUCCUUCGCAAACGUGUUGAUGCCUGCAAGUCACGCGUGAUGUUUGUCACCUGUUUUGACUGUGUGCCACGUACAUCAGCUUCAGAUGACUCGAGCAGUUCAUGAAACGAACACUCAUCCCAAUGGCUGGAUGGACAUCAGACUGUGUUAGACUCUUCAGUGAUUACUGCAAGUGUUUGUUUACAAAAAGACAAUGUAGGCAGUGUUUGAUGAACCAUGACCGAAUGCAUUACUGAGCUGUCCAUAUAUGCAGAGAUAUUUCACAUGCCUGGUUGUCUCCUUUUAAACUUUGCCCAUUUUUCACAAGACUCUUAAUAGUUCAAAAAUGUAAAAAGGGUAAUAUAGUGCUUCCUGUGGCAGCACCAUUCAGAAUCUUCAGUUUUGAUAGCCGACUCAUAAGUACUUCACCAAAUGUCAAAAUCCUCUACAAUAAUCAAAAUCAUUCUCAGCUGCAGUGACUUUCGUUUUUUCUUUGUGAAGAAUUUAUACUCUCAUCUCAUCCACAAAUGCAACCAGGGGAAUAGUUUCAUAAAUUACUGAGCAUUAUUUUCAAUGAGGCAGUGUCUCUAAAAUCUAGAAUGUUGACAAAGGUUCACCAAAAACACUUCAGUGCCACUGCUGAUUUUCUUACACUCCAAAGUCCUACCUUGAAAAUGGAGGGCUUCAACAGCUCUCAACCAACUUUGUGGGCACCUCACAUUGACAAGUUUUAGCAUGUGAAGGCUACAAUAGUUGA
Molecule: messenger RNA, 5071 nt
Organism: Schistocerca americana (American grasshopper)
Lineage: Eukaryota; Metazoa; Arthropoda; Insecta; Orthoptera; Acrididae
Product: kinesin-like protein KIF26A
Exons: 19
Coding region: 10-4440 (1476 amino acids)
Biological process (GO): microtubule-based movement
Molecular function (GO): microtubule motor activity; ATP binding; microtubule binding
Source: RefSeq, a predicted model, not a curated record